Molecule: messenger RNA, 2576 nt
Organism: Cuculus canorus (common cuckoo)
Lineage: Eukaryota; Metazoa; Chordata; Aves; Cuculiformes; Cuculidae
Gene: MYD88
Product: MYD88 innate immune signal transduction adaptor
Exons: 5
Coding region: 16-1035 (339 amino acids)
Biological process (GO): MyD88-dependent toll-like receptor signaling pathway; defense response to Gram-positive bacterium; Toll signaling pathway
Cellular component (GO): plasma membrane
Molecular function (GO): TIR domain binding; Toll-like receptor binding
Source: RefSeq, a predicted model, not a curated record
UGAUUCUAUGACUCUAUGAUUUCAAACCGCCCGGUUGAGCCAAGGGGAGGCGGCGCAGGAGGAGGAAGAGCCCGGCCGCGGCGAGGCGGGGCCAAGCGGGAAGCGAAAGAGCCCGCGGCGCUCGGGGGCGGCCUGGCCAGCAUGGAAACGGCUCUGGCGACCCCCGGUGCCGCCUCUUCGCCCCCCGACCCGCACGCCGUGCCGCUGGUAGCGCUUAACUACGGCGUGCGGCGCCGGCUCGGGCUGUUCCUGAACCCGCGGGCGGCGGCGGCCGCGGACUGGACGGCGCUGGCCGAGGAGCUCGGCUGCGAGUACCUGGAGAUCCGGCGGCUCGAGGGGCGCCCCGACCCCACGGCCGAGCUGCUUGAGGAGUGGCAGGGGCGCUGCCCCGGCGGAGCCACCGUCGGACGCCUCCUCGACAUCCUCCGCAGCCUGGGACGGCACGAUGUCCUGCUCGACCUGGCCGGCAGCGUGGAGGAGGACUGUAAGAAAUACUUACAGAGGAAGCAGAAGCAGGCUGACCAGCCGCUUCAAGUGCCAGCAGUGGACAGCAGCGUGCCGAAAACAUCGGAACUGAUGGGCAUCACCACUAGGGAUGAUCCAUACGGGAAUGGACCAGAGAUGUUUGAUGCCUUCAUCUGCUACUGUCAGAAAGACCUUGAGUUUGUGCAGGAGAUGAUCAGGGAGCUGGAACAAACAGAGUUCAAACUGAAGCUCUGUGUGUUUGACCGGGAUGUCCUGCCAGGAACGUGUGUGUGGUCGAUCAGUGGAGAACUUAUAGAAAAGAGGUGCCGGAGGAUGGUGGUCGUCAUUUCAGAUGAUUACCUGCAAAGCGAUGAGUGUGAUUUUCAGACCAAGUUUGCUCUUAGUCUUUCCCCAGGUGCUCGUCUCAAACGGCUGAUUCCAGUCAAGUGCAAAAGCAUGAAGAAUGAAUUUCCAAGCAUCUUACGGUUCAUUACCAUUUGUGAUUACACCAAUCCUUGCACCAAAAAGUGGUUCUGGACGAGACUGGCAAAAUCCCUGAUGCUGCCGUGAUGCAGUCAUGAGAGCCAGGUGCUCUUCGGUAACCUGUCCUGGCUGUGCCUUGGGACUGUGGUAUCUUUCACACAGGGUCUUCUACCACUUCAGAACUUGGAUCCUUGCAAUCAGUGUUUGAAGCCUGUAACCAGGAACAAAGAAUUUUCUCUAGCACUUUUUUGUAACUCCGAAGGAGAAAUAAAACAACUGUGUGGGUGUUCCUGCUCCAGUCAGUGAGCAACAGCACCCAGCAUUCUGUGUAGUAAGCAUUUUCACUGAAAACGUGGAAAAUAUACAUGUAAAGACUGAGUGUCUAAUAUGGAAAGGUGCUACUGUAAGCAUUUAGUAAGACCUCAGAGCCUCAAACUGCAGCUUUGUUUAAACAAAUUAUUUUAAUAGCUGUUUGAUGGCUGUAGUAAUAUCUAGGGUUGACUUUUUGUUAAAAUUCCACUGAAAUCCCAUGACUGGUGAUCUGCAGGAACUGAGGUUUCAGACUCUGUUUCCUACUUUCUGAACUCCCAGUGCCAUGAGAAUGAGAGAUUUUGGCAGCCUUGCAGGUGGGCUCAGCUGGCCCUGUCAGGGACAAUGUCCCCUUUCCUGUUCUUGGGCAGCACAGGGGAAUGCAUGUGGGCUGUCCCUGAGCUGUGCUUUGUGGACAGUCUCCUUCGGUCUGUGUUUUGAGGUGGGUGCUGCUCUCUUAUCCCAAGUUACAAGUUAUAGGACAAGUGGAAAUGGCCUCAAGGUGCACCAGGGGAGGUUUAGAUUGGAUAUUACAAAAAAACUCCUUGCUGAAAGUGUGGUGAAACAUUGAAACAGGCUGCCUGGGGAAGUGGUGGAGCGUCCAUCCCUGGAGGUGUUCAAAAAAUGCAUAGAUGUUUCACUUUGUGUAGUCAGCACGGUGGUGUUGGGCUGACAGUUGGACUUUAUGAUCUUAGAGGUCUUUCCCAACCUUAAUGAUUCUCUGAGAAAAGCAGAAGCACAUUUUAAUUGUUAAAGCAGUGCAAAAAAUAAUUGGUUCUCCAAUUUUUAGCAGUAUCUGCAAAAUUAGAGCAAUUGUGUUUGUAUUUAUAACUAAGGCAGAAUUACUGAGCUUGGUUUAUUUUCUGGGGGUGUUUUCCUCUUUCAUAUCACAAUAUUCCUGUCCAGCGUUCAUUUCCACGAUGAAUCCCUUGUCACUGGUAUAUUCUGUGGCUGUCACUCGGAUUUGCCUUAAGUGGUUAUUUGUUGGAAAGGAAAGACUUUCAUGUACCAUGUUAGUCAUGUCUGUCUCUGUUCAGGUUGAAUUUGAUUAAGUGACCUUACAUGAGCAUUCCGAUCUUAUUAAGUGUUUACAAUAGAGCCUUUCUUUAGUAGAAAUUCAGUCUUAAAAUACGUGUUUUCAGUGAAAGUCCUUACUACAUAAAUUGUGGGAUGCUCAUGGUCGUGACCAGGAAUAGAGCUGUGCACCUAAAUGGGUCCAGGUCUUAAACUUUUCCACUUUUAAGAGCCUUCCAAAACACUUCAACUUUUGGGAUGCCUCAAAGGGAUCAAUACAGAAUAAAGAGUGUAUUAAAUUAUCA